Messenger RNA from Cucurbita pepo subsp. pepo (vegetable marrow), 1094 nucleotides. Its product is annotated as multidrug resistance protein ABC transporter family protein. NCBI's taxonomy places the organism in Eukaryota, Viridiplantae, Streptophyta, Magnoliopsida, Cucurbitales, Cucurbitaceae. The record is from RefSeq and is a predicted model, not a curated record.
CUCUACAACAAAUCAAGCUUCCUUUAAACUCAAACCCCAACCACUCGACCAUCUAAUUUUCACCACCAUUGCCAAAAACACAAGAGCUUCUCCAUUAUAAUUAAUGGAGCUGUUCAACAAACUCUUCCCCACCCUCUCUUCUUAUUCCUCCCCUCUCCUUCCCCCUCCUCCUCACCUCCGACCACUCUCCGAUGGGCAACGUCACCUCCGUAUCCGGCGUCGGUAAAGUCGUCCUCUCCAAUGGUUCCAUUCACGAAUUCAACGAGCCCUUGACAGUGGCCGAGCUCAUGCUCGAACACCCACGUCACGUUGUCGUCGAGCUCCGCUCGAGUACCGUCGCUGAAAAACGGCCUACUCCAUUGCCAGCCGACCUAAAGCUCGAUUUGAAAAAGGUUUAUAUGAUGCUACCUAUAAGAGGAGGCAAGCCAGUGUCAUUGUCGUCCGAGGAAAUCCGCCGCGUUCUCCUCUGCGCCAACUCGGCUUUACGGUCGCGCUCUCUCCUCCUAUCUUCUUCCAAGGUUCUUCCUUGGUUGGCAAGAGCACGCUCGACAACAACAAGGGCAGUCGGAGUGGAUGUUAAAAAGGAAGAUUCCACGACGAUCGGAGAGGAAAUGAGAUGGGAAACCGAGAUGGCGAUGGCGACCGAGGGGAGGCCGGAGUAUUUGAGCAGACAAUUAUCCGGCAAAGCUUGGAAACCAAGCUUGGAUACAAUUAAGGAGAAGAAAUUUGAGAAGAAACUUUCUCAUUGGUUGUUCAAAUUUUAAAGGCAUUUGGAAGACACCAAGCUUUCAUAUAUUAUCCAAAUAGUUAAUAUUAUAAUGUUAUAGAACGUCGAGAUCGUGUUAAUCUUGUAUGUACGGUUCUAAUUAGGGGUUUGGGUCGUAUGCCUUAGACGAAGGCCGCCCAGGGUCCACGAUCCAUGCAGACGUAGUUAACCUUGUCGGGUUGGCUUUUUAGAGCAACGUAACCUUCUGCUCCUAUUGAUGAAAGGAUAGCGGGCUAGUUCUCCAUAGCCUAAUCAUACUUGCUAAAGAAUUAGCCCGACAAUCCCGUUUCGUGUGACUAUUAAAUAAAGGGGUAUAUGAAUGAACCGA